CACAAGAAGCAUUCACAAUUAUUUCAAAUGCUCGACUCCCUGCUCGACUCUAUUUAUGGUGGAUGGUCACCAUAACUUGGCAUAAGAAUACUAUUAUUGGGAGUCCUGUACAGAAUUGGAAUCACUGCGUCUAUUUAUGGCUAAACGCUUCUAUUUAUGGUGGUGGUGGUGACAGCAAAAAUACCAGAAGAGCCUCGGGAUUCCCCGGCCCCCCAUGGGAGUGGUCAUGGAUUCUACAUUGUAGUAGCUGAUCGAAUCUCUGCGUGGACGUAGAUCUACCUGUCGGCAUGUCAUUGUCUACUUCUACUUUUUAGCAGUAGUGCCGCAGGGUGGUGAACUACUCGAAGUCAGAACAGAAUCACUGCUGCUAGCAAUAUUGAGAGAUGGCUGUCGUAAGGACUUUCCCAGCACCAAAAGUCAAGAAUCCGUUCUACCAUCACAUACAAUGGACUCCUUCCCUCGUGAUCCAGACCAUUAUAGGUGCUAUUUUCUUGCUACCAUUGCGUGCCCUGCUGCUGUUAUCCGUCGUUCCCUUCGUCACUCUGGUUGGUUUCAUUGCAUCUUAUGGAUACAGUGGUGAGCCGCAUCACCACCUGAAGCCCUGGCAAAGGAAGCUGGUUCAAAUCUUCUUCCCACUGCUAGCACGACUUGGUCUGCUAGGUCUUGGUUACAAUUGGAUACAUGUGAAGGGCAAGAGGGUUCCCCAGUCAGUUGCGCCCAUCUCGGUGCUGGCACCUCACACGCUAUGGGCAGAUGGACCAACAAUGAUCUGCUACGCGCUCGGCCAAGUGUUGAGUCGAGCAGCCAACAAGCACAUCUUGAUGCAGAGAGAGAUUCUCAUGUCAGUUGAGUCAAUCUUUGUUACACCAGGGGGUGCUGGUCAGAAGCUGCUGAGUAGUCACUUUGAAGCACCGGGUCGUUACAUACCGCUGUCGUGCUAUCCAGAAGGUACAACGCACUGCGGUGACGGACUUCUGGCCAUGAAGCCAGGCGUGUUCCGUGUCGGCCUUCCUGUUCAGCCUAUAUUUUUUAACUUUGGACCACGUGACCCAGGCGUGUCCUUGUGGACUUAUGAUGGACUUACAACAAUACCAACAUUGCUUAUGAGCAUGUGUCAGUUUCACAUGACUGCUACUAUUGAGUAUUUGCCUGUCUACAAUCCGUCAGCAGAGGAAAAGGCUGAUUGUGAUCUUUACGCAAAGAACUUCCAGAAACACAUGGCCAAGUUAAUUGGCCGACCAGCAACGGACUAUUCAGCAGAGGACGGACACCUGACAGCGGCAGGUGUGAAGCAUGGACUGCCCGCCCACGCAGGUGCUAUCCAGUAUCCGCUAUUCAGAAGUGCUUUCGGGUUUAACUUGGCCUUCUGCAAGGAGCAGGUGAAACGCUUCGCGGCAAUUAAUUCGCGCAAAGACGGCUUCAUCACGGCGAGUGAGAUGCAAAGCUAUUUCCACUGGCCCAUUGAGGAAGAUUGCAGGCGACUCUUCAGCUACUAUGCUACUAAUGCGCAGCGCCGGGACCGCAUCACAUUUCCUGAGUUCCUGGCUGGUCUGGGUGACCUAGUUGUACCCUUAGGCACAGGCAAUGCAUUGUCAUCAACAACACCACCUAUCGAUCAGCAGGCGUUCACGCUGCUGAGUGGAGGAAGUGACACGAUUACCGGGGAAAGUGUGCGAGCAGCCAUUCCCGCUGCCACGCGAUUGUCGGAAAGUGACCUUGAGAGAUUCGUCCAGCGUCUUGUCGGUGAGAGGUCAUCAUCUGCCUCGUCCUGCCAAGAUUCGUUCAAUGCAACUCUCGAGCACGAUCCGGAACUGCGAGUUCUCUUGCAAUGGUUGGUGCAUGGCGUAAGCAGCUAUCCCAGUGCCGAAGCCACAGCUGCUCACUAAUAUGCAGGGAAUUCCCAACAGGCUUUGAUGCUGUCCUUCUUUUCGUGGUGGAGGCCCUGCAAUCAACUGGAGCACAGUUAUUGUUCCAACUUUCAUUGGCCCGCUGAUCGGUCUAAAUUAGACACUCAACAUUCCUGGUUUCCCUUGGACACUCCGCUCCUGCCCUAACAAGAAUGUGUUAACGGUUACCUGUAUUGCCUUGCCUAUUGGACCUUGGACAAUGUCUUGUGUUCUCUCUCCUUUUUUUUUAACUCACGAAAGUGCUAUUGGAGAGAGAAAAAUUGCUGCGAUGUGGAGUUUUGCCACAUUUUCAAUUCUUCUUCUCUGUAUAUGCCAGCUUUGACCAGUUGUUUUAUUAUUUAUACUGUAGAAUGUCAUGCAGAUGACGAAAUUAUCAUAAUUAUUAUAUUUAUUGACUUGUUUGCCAGAGUCCACAGUCAUCAUGUAGAUGGGUAUUUGUUCUGCCAAUCUCAAUAUGCAUCUCUAUCAUGAUGUACUACGCAGAUUUCUAUAAUUAUAUGAGCAUAUAGCUGGCGUACAGAAUGUGUCAGUUGGUCAUUAAUCAAGAGUACAUAGACGGUUUAUGUACACGUGUUAUUAUCAAUGCCCCACUCGGGCGUGUAGCUGUACUAUCUUUCCAAGCAGCUCUCAUCCCACUCUCUCUCUCUCUCUCUCUCUCUCUCCCUCUCUCUCUCCCUCUCUCUCUCCCUCUCUCUCUCUCCCAACCUCUGUCAUGGAUAUCCUAUAAUGAUGCACCCGCUCUAGGUGUACGGAACAAGCUGCAAGUGUUUUCUUCAGCUCUGAGCCAAUUUCUUGUAUUGCCCCUAGCUGAUUAACGUUAGAUGCCCAGUAGAGCGUUACUCUGUGACUUGAAUGGGUACUUCAGCCAUGCUAGUACCAUGUAAGUUAGUUACUCCAGCUAGUGCUCGGGCAUGCUGCAGGUCUGUAGCACCUGGCCAGGCCAUGGGCGGUCCUUAUUUUGAAGAAAAAAAGUUGACCUGCGCAAUUCGUGCAAGACCGUUUUUUGUAUGGUUAUUUGAACUUUUUAAAACAUUAGACUUAUUUCCAUGACCCGGUGAAGUAUCUUAUUUGACUGGACCAUCUGAAAUCCCCGGUGCUGCGGCCAUGUGCGGGUAGUGUCCAUCAGUGUGCAAUUUGCUGAUACGGUGCGCGAUGACAGUGACAUACUCUUGGUCCUUGAUGCAGACCCCUUCCGUACUCCUCUGUGAUUCCUGGUCAUGAUUUCAGUCGCUUGCAUUAUCCUGCCAUCACUGAACUCGAGAUCGCCUUUUAAAAUUCCUUCCGAAGAAGGCUUGGUGCUCCUCAUCAAGCCACUUUCCUCUUUCCUCACUUGUCGUCAUUGUGAUAUUUGUUUUCCUUCUAUUUCCUGAAAUUGCGGCUGAUUGCAAAGUGCCUGGUUUCUCAGCUGAGAAGCACUUUACCAGAAGCUAUACGUGAUAAAAGUUAUCGAAAUGAAUUAAAAAAAGGCCAACAGG
Molecule: messenger RNA, 3382 nt
Organism: Sycon ciliatum
Lineage: Eukaryota; Metazoa; Porifera; Calcarea; Leucosolenida; Sycettidae
Product: lysophosphatidylcholine acyltransferase 2-like
Exons: 16
Coding region: 384-1886 (500 amino acids)
Cellular component (GO): endoplasmic reticulum
Molecular function (GO): lysophosphatidic acid acyltransferase activity
Source: RefSeq, a predicted model, not a curated record